This is a messenger RNA of Cylicostephanus goldi, 321 nucleotides long. The record is from the annotation of a GenBank genome assembly. NCBI's taxonomy places the organism in Eukaryota, Metazoa, Nematoda, Chromadorea, Rhabditida, Strongylidae.
AUGUCUGAGCGAAGUCGAAGAAAACAACGUGUUCAAGACGAUGAUGAAUUGAGUCUGGAAUCAGUCGAACUCGACCGAGCUAUUGAAUCAGAACUGCUCACUUGUUGCUACUGCCAAGCGCCGUUGAAAGCUAUCCCCUUAGAUAUCGAUGACACCAGUGGUGAACAACGUUUUUUCUGGGCGUGUAGAAAUUUGAAAACUAAGACGUGUUACUUCCCAAUGGGUUUGCCGAACAACAUAUUUUGGUUGAAGCGCACAGAAGAACAGCGCAAAAGGAAUUACUUUCCACGACCGGAUAUAAAGUUUCUUCCUCGAGAGUUC